UUUUCAAAUGUAAAUAAUACAUUUAACGUAUCUGGUGUUACAUAUAAGCAAUUAUUAAAAAUUGUGAGUUUCACAAUUUGUGAGUUGUACAUCUUACAUGACGUUAUUGUUAAUUCUUCUAUACGCAUCGGGGGAGACGAUGACUUAUAAAAAUCGGCCUAGAGGAAUCUAUGGAUGUCAGCACGAUGCCCCAUUAGUGCAUUCCAAGUUUUGAUCGGCAAUAGCAGUUGUUAGCUACGAUUAUCAUCAAUGACUAUGUCUUUGAUUGGCUCAGCUCAUACGCUGAUUCCGAUAUUCAAAUAUUUAUAAGCAGUUACAGUCAAAGCGUAUCGGCGUCCUAAGAUAUGCAUAGGAAGUCAUGGAACGCUGAAAAGAUAUAGAAAAUUUACAUGUCUGAAUCUCGGAAAAAUUACUACGGAUAAACUGAAAGAAACAGUGUUAUGACACUCACCUCUCGCACAUUUUUUUGCUUGGUGGAGCCUCGUCCUCAUGUUGAGCAGGCAUGUAAUAAUUUGCUUGUUUAGCGUUCAUUUCAGCACCGGCAGCAUACAUUUUUACUAUGUAGACACACCCAAACUUUACUAUGUAGACACACAACCGAUGAAUCUCGUGUUCACAGAGCAACUGAGAGACAGAAGUUUUUUUCCGAAGCCUAAUAUUAUAGCUACUAUAGGGCACCCCCUCCUCUUACUCUUCAGAGUUGUAGCGCAUGAGCAGAUACAUUCUUCAAACCGAGAAACGAGAUGUGGCUAUCUUAGUUUUAGACCCCACCCCAUUUGACUUAGGCGUGUCCAAACCUGUUCUAAUCUAUCCAAACCUUUUCUAAUGGAAAUAAUAUAAGGUAAAGCAUUCUAGAGUGCAGAGCUAUUCUCAGCAGUUCAUGAAGACAUGGAAGACUUCGCUCAAACCGAACGGGAACUGUUGGCGUAAUCCACUCGUUUGAAUUCGCGAUUGUCAUACGACGCGUGGGUGCAAAAAAGUGUGACAAUCAGAUGUUUGAAGGAACAAAGUCGAGCAAAAUGACCGCGAUUGUUGAUUGGCGCCGCGCAAUCAGUGGUGGCUCGUAUUGCACGACUUGAGGGACUGAAAAUUUCUGUGCAACAACGCUUCAUACAUGUGGGUGCUGGACACGCAUCAGGAGAUACAGAAUUGAUGCGAAGAGUACGGUGCUCGAGCACGUGCGAAGAGCUAUGGAAAGACACAACAAUCUUAAGGUGAACACUGUGUUCAAUGGCGAGUUUAUCGCGGAUGACAAUCACGUGUUCAAAAACAUUAACACGAGAAACAGUGAACACUUUUCUGCUUUGGAUUUGGAAAAAUGGUACGAGCAACGCGUCAUCGAGCCUACCUUGGCAUCUUUGGAGGAAUUUCAAGAACGUGAUAGUGGAUGGGCAUUGCUGCGCAUACUUGAUCUCACAGUCAAUGUGAACAAAUACAAUCCACUGUAUGCAGGGUGCAACAUUGAGUUGCCGCGCGAAAUAAAAUUAAAGAAAGCAGUGAUAAACGUACGAACUAAAGACAACGCAUGUUUUGCAUGGUCUGUAGUCGCGGUAUUAUAUCCAGCUGAAAGACAUGGAGACCGGAAAUCUUCGUACCCACAUUAUACCAAAAUAUUCAAUCUUCAGGAUAUUGAAUUUCCAAUGACGAUUAAACAAAUCACCAAGUUUAAACAGCUAAACAACAUAUCCAUCAACGUCAUUCAAGAUAAAAAGAAGCAGAAAGAAGCAUGUACGAUCGUUCCAAUACGUCUCGCCAGUAAGAAGGAAAAGCAUGUAAAUUUGUUAUAUGUGCAAGAUCUACGAGAGUACAAGAUAGGACAUUUCGUGUGAAUUAAGAAUUUGUCACGUCUUGUGGACAUGCAACUAAGUAAGAAAAAAUGCAAGAAAUAUAUAUGCGAUCGGUAAGGAGAUAUUCACCAUAAAUACAAUAUAACAAAUAUGAUAUAAAAGAAAAACUCGCAAUAUCCAUUUCUUUUUCGUUUCAGUUGCUUGCAUUAUUUUUAUUCUAACGAAAAACUGGAGAAUCAUAUCAUAAAUUGCACCAAGUUGAAUGACUGUGCAGUCAUCCUGCCAACAGAGGCCAACAAGUGGCUCAAUUUUACCAAUUACAGCAGAAGGGAACGAAUUCCAUUCGUGAUAUACGCUGACCUGGAAUGCAUUCUAGAGAAGACUCCAAACGAAGAAAAAAGCAUAUGUAUAUCAGCAUCAUAAAGUAUAUAAUAUAGCUUAUUACGUACAAUAUUCCUACGAUGAAUCAUUAUCCGCGUAUCAGUGUCAUCGUGAUCCGAAUUGCAUUUCGUGGUUCGUCAAGGAACUUAAACAAUUGGCGCGUCGUAUAAAAAUUAUUCUGCGUAAUAAUGUCCCUAUGGAAAUUUUAUCACAAAAACAGUGUGCAGCAUUUUAUAAUGCAACGCACUGUCAUAUAUGCGAAAAAUCAUUCGCGGUGGGGGAUAUACGCGUACGUGAUCAUUGCCAUUUAACCGAGCAAUACAAGGGUCUGCACAUUCCAAUUGUAAUUUAAAUUAUACAGAUUCCUAUUAUAUUCCGAUAGUUUUUCAUAACUUAUCAGGUUAUAACGCUCAUUUUAUUAUCAAGGAAGUAGCCACCGUUAUUAUCAAGGAAGGCCACGUCGAUGUACUACCAAUAACGAAAGAAAAAUAUAUUUCACUUACCAAACAUAUUAAAGAUACAACAAGUAAAACAUCAGACUGGCGAAAUCAUAUUAAAUUGCGGUUCAUCGAUUCGUACAAAUUUCUCAGUACCAGUCUCGAUAAAUUAGCAUCGUCUCUCACUGGAGGCAAAUUAAAAAUUCUUCAAUCCGAAUUUAAAAACUUAUCCAACAAAAAUUUUAAUUUAUUAACGCGAAAAGGUGUCUUUCCGUACGAAUAUGUGGAUUGCAAUGACAAGCUGCAGGAUCAUUGUUUGCCACCGCGCGAGUUAUUCUACAGUUCGCUGACAAGUGAUACAGUAUCUGAGAGCGAUUACACACACGCCGUGAACGUAUGGGAACGGUUUUCUAUUCAAACCUUAGGCGAAUAUAGCGAUUUGUACCUGAAGACUGAUGUUUUGUUAUUGGCUGAUAUUUUCGAAAAUUUCCGCGAUAGUUGUAUCAAAAGUUACGGUCUAGAUCCCGCGCAUUAUUACACAUUGCCAGGUUUCACAUGGGACGCGAUGUUAAAACAUACAAAAAUUAAUUUUGAAUUACUCACAGAUAUUGAUAUGGUAAUGUUUAUCGAACGCGGUAUACGUAGUAGUCUGAGUCAGUGUUCCGGUAGGUACGCAAAAGCCAAUAACCAAUACAUGCAAUCUUACGACCCAUCGAAGCCAUCCUCAUACCUCAUGUACUUUGAUAUAAAUAAUUUGUAUGGGCAAUGUGUCAACCGUUACCAUACGCUGAAUUUAAGUGGGUUGAUGAUACGUCGAAUUUGGAUGUUUCAUCAAUCCCGCUAUUCGCUCACAUAUAGAUUCGCUCAUAGGUUAUAUUCUCGAGGUUGAUUUGGAGUAUCCCCAACACUUGUAUGAUGCACACGUAGAUCUACCGUUCUGUCCGCCGCGAAUGAAGCCCCCGAAGAAAAGCCAAGAAAAACUCCUUGCGACUUUAUAUAAUAAGCAGCGUUAUGUUAUUCAUUAUCGCAACCUGCAGCAGUGAACACGCCAUGGUCUUCGUAUCGGAAAGAUUCAUCGCAUACUCCAAUUCGUGCAAUCUCCAUGGCUAUGCAACUACAUAGAAUUAAAUACGCAGUUUCGAACGCAUGCAACAAACGAUUUUGAGAAAAAUUUAUACAAAUUGAUGAACAACGCGGUAUUCGGCAAAACAAUGGAAAAUGUUCGCAAUCACGUCGAUGUAAAACUUUUGACAAAAUGGGAUGGACGAUACGGUGCAGAGGCAAUGGUCGCAAUGUCAAAUUUUCAUAGCAGGAGCAUCUUUUCAGAAAAUUUAAUUGCCGUUGAAUUGUGAAAACUCGAAGUGAAGUUCAACAAGCCGAUCUAUGUGGGUAUGUGUAUUCUCGACAUAUCUAAGACCUGCUUGUAUGAAUUUCACCAUGAGUACAUGUCACUUCUGUAUCGCGAGAAAUGUAAAGUACUAUAUACGGAUACAGAUAGUUUAAUUUACCACAUAAUGUCUGACGAUGUGUAUGAGCUAAUGAAACGUGACAUUGCUAGGUUUGAUACGAGCGAUUAUUCUCAAAAUAAUAUAUACGGUAUGCCGCUUAAGAACAAAAAAAUUCCAGGGCUUAUGAAAAAUAAAAAUAACGGAGCUAUAAUGACAGAAUUCGUCGGGCUCAGAGCAAAAAUGUAUGUGCUGAAAGUAGAAGGUAAAAAA
Harpegnathos saltator (Jerdon's jumping ant) is the source of this 4323-nucleotide messenger RNA. RefSeq lists its product as uncharacterized. The transcript has 2 exons. Bases 1191 to 1829 code for a protein of 212 amino acids. NCBI's taxonomy places the organism in Eukaryota, Metazoa, Arthropoda, Insecta, Hymenoptera, Formicidae. The record is from RefSeq and is a predicted model, not a curated record.